Vitrella brassicaformis is the source of this 1048-nucleotide messenger RNA. The record is from the annotation of a GenBank genome assembly. NCBI's taxonomy places the organism in Eukaryota, Vitrellaceae.
GCAGAUCUCUUGAAAUGAUGGCAUCCUGGAAGCGCCGAAGAAGGAAGAACCUCGCUACAGCACUGUGGUUCUUGGCUGCGCUGUGCGUCCUUACGAAGAGGCUCCACGGCUGUUUGAUCACUGACAACUAUCCGACGGCAGUUGAGCGGCCGCCCGAGCCCUGCUUCAUCUUGCUUGGUAGCAUCCCGAGAAGCAUCUUGAAUGGCGCAAGCGGCCAUCCAUCGACCAUCCUAAACGCACAGGUCCGAAAAACACACAUAUCUGCACUCCCUUUGGCUCUCAAUCCGUGUGCUGCCUGCCUGUCUGUUUGUCUGCCUGUCUGUCUGCCUGCGUGUGGGUGUGUGCAGCCGCGCAAGAGGUUGCCAGAGAGGACGGCCUUCGUGCACUGCGCCAAGUGCGGGGAGCUGCUCUAUCGGUACAAGAAGGGCGGCAAGGGGACGCUCGUCAAGUGCUAUGAGGAGCGCAUCGUUGAGGACUUCACCAAUGGCGACCUGACGUGCCACUCCUGCGGCAGUGAGUUCGCGCGGAGGACGCUCAUCCACGGCAGACCGGCGCACAAGAUGAUCGGCGGCAAAGUCACCCUAAAGAAAUAGAGGGCUGAUGGUAAGGCAGAUGAGGGUGUUCGUUCGUGGCUGAAUGCAGCGGUUUUUCUGUCUGCGAGAGAGAGAGAGGGAGGGAGGGAGGCAUGCUGUCUCUGUGUGGGGUAUCAUUGUCACUCGACGGACGCCAGCUCGUUUCUUUCGGCUGGAUGGCGUCACUGGCGGUGGUGAGAGCAGUCCUUGGUUGAAACACGACCUGGGACAUCUCAUGAUCCGUCCCAUUGCCGCCGGCGGGCCACACGAGUUGCUGCCGCUGUAGGCCUCAUCCUACACCAGCGUCGUGUAGGCGCCUUUGUGUAUAUGUGAGGAGAGAAAUUGAGAGGGUGUGUGUGUGCGUGCGUGCCCGGUGAAGAUGGGCCGUGAGGGACGGCACACUGGACGCAUCGUCCGUGCAGAGGGACAAUUGAACGGGGCUGCAUUGUGGUCCGGAUUAAGGUGCCUACUCAAAG